This is a messenger RNA of Lottia gigantea (owl limpet), 381 nucleotides long. RefSeq lists its product as hypothetical. The annotation marks the transcript as partial. Lineage: Eukaryota; Metazoa; Mollusca; Gastropoda; Lottiidae. The transcript has a single exon. The record is from RefSeq and is a predicted model, not a curated record.
UAUAGAAAUAAUAUAGACAAUCUAUGUUAUAAAAAUAAUAUAGACAAUCUAUGUUAUAAAAAUAAUAUAGACAAUCUAUGUUAUAAAAAUACUAUAGACAAUCUAUGUUAUAAAAAUAAUAUAGACAAUCUAUGUUAUAAAAAUAAUAUAGACAAUCUAUGUUAUAAAAAUAAUAUAGACAAUCUAUGUUAUAAAAAUAAUAUAGACAAUCUAUGUUAUAAAAAUAAUAUAGACAAUCUAUGUUAUAAAAAUACUAUAGACAAUCUAUGUUAUAAAAAUAAUAUAGACAAUCUAUGUUAUAAAAAUAAUAUAGACAAUCUAUGUUAUAAAAAUAAUAUAGACAAUCUAUGUUAUAAAAAUAAUAUAGACAAUCUAUGUUAA